Molecule: messenger RNA, 1434 nt
Organism: Penicillium samsonianum
Lineage: Eukaryota; Fungi; Ascomycota; Eurotiomycetes; Eurotiales; Aspergillaceae
Exons: 2
Coding region: 1-1434 (477 amino acids)
Source: RefSeq, a predicted model, not a curated record
AUGCCUUUUCCGGCAACUCCAUCACCAUUUCGCCUCUCUCGCCGCAACCCAUCCACGCGUCGCAGUGGGCCUCAAUUCGCGCCCACACCUCGGUUUCUGCUGUCACAAAGCAUAGCACAGAAGGAAGAUGAUGAUCUUGACGUGAUAGAUGACGAUGGGCCAUCUUCAACGCGUAAAGUCGCGCGUAACCCGCAUGCUACCGAGAGUGCCACCCGCGCGCGCCAACAACGCGACGCGAUCGAGGACUCUGAUGAUGCCGCAGAUAUCGGGGAUAUACGAAUCGGAUGGGGAGACGUGGAUAAACUACCAGAUGAUGCCAUAGACAGCACUCCUCCUGAAGAACCAGAGACUCUAGGCAUCCUAGACGCUGAGUUCGACGCACUGUUUGCACCGGUCAGAGAUGGGAAUAAACGGCGUCGUGUAGAGAGCGCGACGCCCUUCAAUAGCAAUCUCGCACAGAUUGAUCCAAUAUUGUCAUCACCACCUGAAACCGCAAAUACCCCAGCUAAUCCCAUCGACCUGCCCGAUAAAAGCGGGCAAAACACUACGACAUGGGAUAUGGGUACCCAGAGAACUCCCGCACCAAGUGCUCGUCCAUUCGCAUCAGCUGCAUCAACGCCAGGCAAUAUGAGAACACCAUUCCGCAGUCGUCCUCGGUUUAUGCUUUCCUCAACAGCGAAGCCUCCCAGCAGCCAGUCCGCACCCAAAUUCAAACCAGACACACCAGGCAUAUCGCCGCCUGAGAGACGGAAACCGGCUUUUAUUUUGCCUCGCUCCCCGUCGCCAAAUCUGGAUGCAGAGGAUAUCCCUGCACCGUUCUCUCCCUCCUCGCGCACACUGCAUCGCCGUGGUCGAAACCGAGCCGGUGUGUCCAAUUAUAUCCCUGGCGGAAUGGCCGCCGAGGUACGCGGCUGGGUCUUGGAAAUGGGGACAAAACGUGGCCAGUUGCCGAAACCCCCUUUAGCUCAAGCCCCAGACUCGCAGGCGGCAGAUGCCUCGCUGGAAAAGCUGAAUGCGUAUCUCCUAACUGCGCGUGUCGUUCACGUCAGUCAAUCAGCCCUGAGCGGAUGUGGCUCUCUCGCCUUUCUUCAAGCAGAAGUGCUUACUGGGAAUCAUGUGCAAGGGAGAAAUCCUGAUUCUGCCUUGAACCUCAUGAUUAUGGGACCUUCACGAUCUAAAUCCGCUGUUCGUCCAGUUCACUCGCAUUCUGAUGCCACUAUAACACCCGAUCUUCGGAAAGGGGACGUAGUGGGGAUUCACAGAGGGCUCAACUGGGGUUUAGAGUUUGGAAAUCACUUCUGCGAACAUCAAACACCUGGUAAAGUAUCUGGCCACGUGUCGGAGCGUGGUUCGGCUGAAAAUGGCGGACACCCAGAGACAAAAGAGGGCUGGCUCAUAGCCAUGGAAUGGGAUCUCGUUGAAACAGCUUCAUGA